AUGGCUGUCGAUCCGAAGAAGAAAAGCACGUAAGUACAAUUCAUAUGUAUGAAUAGAACAAGAAUGCACCACGAAAUAUGAAAAUCGUGGCAUUAAAGUGAAUGUGUGUGGUUUUUACACUCUUCUCAUAUUUAGGAAGAGUUUACUGCUCAGAUAGGUUGGCGAUAAAUUUGUGUAUAAAUGCAAAUUGGCUUAAAAUUCUGAUUUUCAUAUUUAGCGAAAAUAGCCAUGGCAACUGGUCAUAAUUUUCGCUGAUUAAAUUUAAAUAUCAUUAGGAGAUAGCAUACUGCGGGUAACUUUGCUCCUGCUGAUUAUAAAGUGGCUUGCUAACUAACUAAAUGGUCUUUUGGAUAAUCUAGUGCAGCUUGCUGUACACCCAGCCUUGUUUACAUCUUAACACAGGGGAAAAUGGUUGGAAGUAUUAAAAAUGAUACAUGCUUGCAAAGAUUUCAUCUACGUUUAUUAUCCAUAAAACCUUUAGAGUAUCGCAUGGAUAGAUUCCAGGUAAGAUGCAAACAAGGCAUACAGGGCACAUGUUAAGGUAUAAAAUAUUUCUUCACAUCAAUCAAUCCUGAACAUAUCUGUUUCUUAAAAUUGCAGCACUCAGAUGGAGUGGACAAAAGAACAUGACAUCUUUCUGCUGAGGGAAAUGCUAGCUUCCGAUAUAUUUCACUACAGAAAAGGAAGCCCUGACAGGGGGAGAAUUUGGGACGAAAUAGCAGACAGGCUUAAUGCAACAAAAGAUAUGGUCUUUCAUAUAAAGGAAAAGAGAUCUGUUCGAGAUAGAUGGAAUUUACUUAAGAACAAGUUCAAAAAGAAUAGACGUGAAGAAGAAGCUGCAAGCGGUAUUGAGGUGGACGAGCAGGAUGAAAAAGAUAUAUUGAUAGAGGAGCUCACCGAUCAAGAGGAAACUACGAAAGAAAGCAUAGGAAACAAAGAAAAGGCAGAUAAAGUUGCUGCAGAAGAUGUGAGAAACAAAGCCCUGGAAAGAUUGGGAGAAACUAAAAAGAGAAAACAAGAAGUUGAUGGUAAUGAUGUAACCAAGAACACCAGAGUAAGAAGAAGUACAGAAGGUGCUUUAACUUUUUUGAAAGAGAAAGCUGAACAAGAGUUAGAGAUAAGAAAACAAGACCAAAAAUCCAACAGCAAGCUCAACAUCAACAAAUACAACAGCAGCAACAGAUUAUGCAGAUGGUCCAAGCCCAGAACGAGCAAAUGCAAAUGAUCCAACAACAGCAGAUGCAACAAAACCAAUCUUUAAUGGCACUACUACAAAAGGUUAUUACUCAUCAACCAUAACUAUUAAUCACACACUUCCAUCAUUUUUCCAGGUAACUUGUGUUGAUGUUAUUUUUUGUAUUAAAAUGUUAAAGAUGCUGUAAAGUCC
Messenger RNA from Paramuricea clavata, 1387 nucleotides. NCBI's taxonomy places the organism in Eukaryota, Metazoa, Cnidaria, Anthozoa, Malacalcyonacea, Plexauridae. The record is from the annotation of a GenBank genome assembly.